CCGAAAAUGGCGAAUGUCAUCUCGUAUGCCGCUGGAGCUUUCAUCACCACAAUUUCGCACCCCUUGGGCUACGCCAAAGUGCUAAUUCAGCUCGGCCAUGAACCUUUGAUUCCAUCUUUAUCCAAAGAACUACUAACACGCAAGGAGAGAUGGUACUAUCCAAACAUUUUCAAAUACAUUGGCCACAUCAAGAAGAGGGAUGGUUUCCUUGGUUUGUGGAGAGGAUUAGUGCCACAGUUAACAGAGAGUCUGGUCCGGACAUAUGUCACACACACCCUGACUGAGGAACUUAAGAAACAGUUUCCAAUAGAGGAAGAGGAAAAAAGCUCGGAACUUGUCGUAUUUCUAAGACAUUUUGGAAUUAAGACAUCAAGAGAAGUGACAGCUAAAUGUGUUGCCAUUUUCUGUAGUCAUCCAUUUCAAGUUAUUGCAAUAAGAACCAUGGCUCAGUUUAUUGGAGAAGAAACCAUGCACAAUAACAUAUUUUCAUCGAUAUCAGAAAUCUACAGAAUAGAAGGCUUUUCCGGGUUCUAUGCUGGCCUUGUACCAAGGUUAAUAGGAGAAGCCAUUACAAUAUGUCUUAUAAACUUCAUCUCGGAUCUCAUCAAUGAAUAUCUGAUAGAUGACAAGGAAUAUAAAUCCUAUACAACAGUGGCCUGUAAUUUUGCUGUAUCUCAGAUCACCUACCCCUUUGUUUUGGUCUCCAGAAUCAUGUGUGUCAACAACUCAGGGUAA
Saccostrea cuccullata (small rock oyster) is the source of this 735-nucleotide messenger RNA. RefSeq names its product mitochondrial carrier homolog 1-like. The transcript has 10 exons. The record is from RefSeq and is a predicted model, not a curated record. NCBI's taxonomy places the organism in Eukaryota, Metazoa, Mollusca, Bivalvia, Ostreida, Ostreidae. Bases 7 to 735 code for a protein of 242 amino acids.